UUCCCCUUUUGUACCAUUUCCUGGAACCAUCCUUCAGUUCUCCCCUACCCUCCCCACGCCAUUCAUCUCAUCGCCUCCCCUUUAUACAUCCAUCCCUAUUUCAGAUCCGACCAAUCUCCAUAUUCAUCCCCAAAUUUGACCUACUUUGAUCGGAUUAUGGCGGAAGAGCACGGAUUCCAGUCGCCGGAAGGCCACCGCUUAUGCGUCAACAACUGCGGAUUCUUCGGCAGUCCGGCCACGCAAGGUAUGUGCUCCAAAUGCUAUCGAGAUCUCUGCCUCCAGAAAUCCGGCGAAUCCGCGCUAUUCUCUCCUCCUUUGACCUCCGCGCCGCCGUCUUCCUCGUCAUCGCCGGCCGCGCCGCAGCCGAGCGCUGCGGCGGAGGUCUCCUCCUUCGCCGAUAAGGUGGAGGCGGCGGCGCCGGCGGUUGUGGCAGCGCAGGCGACGAAUCGGUGCUCUUCGUGCAGGAAGAAGGUCGGAUUGACCGGUUUCCGGUGCCGGUGCGGCUUGACGUUCUGCGGUGGUCACCGGUACGCCGAGAAGCACGGCUGCACCUUCGAUUUCAAGGCCAUGGGAAGGGAGGCGAUCGCCAAGGCUAAUCCGGUGGUCAAAGGCGAGAAGCUGGAGAAGAUUUGAUCGGGCGAUCUCAGCCGUUGAUUUCGUGCUUGUGAUGAUGAUGAUGAUGGUGAUGUGCGGUGCCGAUCUUCUCUUUCCAUCUACCGCCGCGGACAACGUGUGAAUUUGAUGUGUAUAUUUUUAUUGUUAUUAUUAUUUAUUAUUAUAAUUAUAAUUAUUGUAAUAUAAUAAUAAUUUAUUAUUAUUUUUUUCACUUUUCAUUAGUGUAUUGUUAUUAGCAUUAGUGACAUGAUUUUAUGUGGUCAUUUGUAAUAUCAAAAAAAUAAUAAAAAGAAAGGGGUACGGGUACGGUAGUGUUUGAGAA
Andrographis paniculata is the source of this 937-nucleotide messenger RNA. RefSeq names its product zinc finger A20 and AN1 domain-containing stress-associated protein 6. Bases 157 to 633 code for a protein of 158 amino acids. Gene Ontology annotation, molecular function: DNA binding; zinc ion binding. The record is from RefSeq and is a predicted model, not a curated record. Lineage: Eukaryota; Viridiplantae; Streptophyta; Magnoliopsida; Lamiales; Acanthaceae. The transcript has a single exon.